Molecule: messenger RNA, 2547 nt
Organism: Rotaria sordida
Lineage: Eukaryota; Metazoa; Rotifera; Eurotatoria; Philodinida; Philodinidae
Source: the annotation of a GenBank genome assembly
AUGCCAUCUUUAACUGUACCUAUCAUUAAUAAUAUUAAAAUGAAAAAUUCCGGUAGACGAAUUGUAAAACAUAAUACACCUACUUCUUCAUCAACAGGAAAAAUAGAAGCAGAAUUAAAGAUGCCAUUCAAAGUUCGCAUCUCAAAAUUUCGUCAUGUAUUUGGUUCACCAUAUCGUGAACAAGAUUGUUAUAAAAAUAUAGCUAUAACACGUAAUGCACAUGAUGGAAAUUUUUGUGCUGUUAAUUCAAAAUUUUUAGCAAUUGUUACUGAAACAAGUGGUGGUGGUAGUUUUCUUGUUUUACUGCUAUCUGAAGUUGGUCGUGUCGAUGUUGAUCAUCCACGUAUAACUGGUCAUCGUGGUCCAGUAGUUGAUCUUAAAUUUAAUCCAUUUAAUGAUAAUGAAAUAGCUUCAUGUUCAGAUGAUGGAACAGUUAAAGUAUGGUAUAUACCAAAUGAUGGUUUAAAAUCUGAUACAUAUCAAUGGAAAGUUGAUUUACAUGGACAUCAAAGACGUGUUGAUUAUAUUGAAUGGCAUCCAACAGUACAAAAUCUUAUAUUAAGUGCUGGACUUGAUCGUCAAGUUGUUUUAUGGAAUGUUGAAAAAGCUGAACCAAUACAAGUUUAUCGAUGCCAUUCAGAUGCUAUACAAUCAAUAGCAUGGAAUAGAAAUGGUUCAUUAUUUGCAACAACAUGUAAAGAUAAACAGAUACGUGUUAUUGAACCACGUACUGGUCGAAUUAUUGCAAAAGGAAUAGGUCAUCCAGGUCCAAAAACAUCAAAACUUGUUUUUUUAGGCGAUACAAAUCGUCUUUUAUCAACAGGUUUUGGAAAACAAUUUGAACGACAAAUAGCUAUUUGGAAUCUUAAUGAUUUAUCACAACCAUUAACAGUUGAAACAGUCGAUUUUAGUGCCGGUGCUCUUAUUCCAUAUUAUGAUCAUGAUACACGUACAGUUUAUUUAGCUGGAAAAGGUGAUGGAAAUAUUCGUUAUUAUGAAGUGAGUGAUCAAGGCGAACCAUAUUUAUAUUUUCUUUCUGAAUAUAAAUCUUCUACACCACAACGUUGUCUUGGUGUAAUGCCAAAAAUUGGACUUGAUGUAACACGUAAUGAAAUAACGCGUUUUUAUAAAUUAUAUGCUACUGGAUCUGUAUGUGAACCUAUUUCUAUGAUUGUCCCACGUAAAGCUGAAGCAUUUCAAUUAGAUAUUUAUCCAGAUACACCAGGUCCAUAUCCAGCAUUAUCACCUGAGGAAUGGAUGUCUGGUAUUGAUCGUGAUCCAAUACUUGUAUCAAUGAAAGAUCGUGUUGAAGGUACAAAUAUGCCAAAAAUUACAACAUAUCGAACACUUGAUUCAACAACAUCAACACCUAUUCUAUCUCAUCGUGGAACACCACAACGUACAAUACAACCACCUGUUGCAGAAGUUGCACCUACACCUAAACAAAAUCUUAUUGAUCAAUCACCACCAUCACCUGUAUCAAUUGAAAAAUUGACAAUAAAUUUACAACAACAACAACAACAACAACAAUCGAAUUCUAAAGGUUUAAGAAAAAUAGAAUCAUUAAAAGUAGCAGCAACAAGUGCAGAAUUUAAUAAUGUUAGUAGAAAAGGAGAAAAGAAACCAGCUGUUUUACAACGACGCCAGUUUGCAACUCGGCGUCGUUUAGGACGUACAAGUUCAUGUGGCGUUGUAUUGGAUACCACCAGUGAUGAAGUUAUUUCUCCUCCACAGCCAUCACCACCACCAUUGCCACCAGAGCGUAAAAUCACUUCACCUCAACCAGUUGUUGUUACAUCAACAACUAUACCGAGUACAUCGUUGAAUCGUAAUCCUUCCAAAACACUUCGUUCUUCGUUUAAGCCUUUUCCAUCAGAAAAAAAAAUUAUUCAUGCACAAUCGACACCUGAUCUUUCAUCAUUGAUGUCAGAGAAUAAAAAUGAUGAUGAUACAUCAUCAUCACUUGAAAAUCUUUCGAAUACAUAUUCAUCAAUGAAUUUAUCUCAACAACGUCCAACUGGUUCAAUUCUUAAACGACCACGACCACCACCACCUCCAAUACCAUCACAAAUUCUUGAAGAACCUAUUUAUGUUUCAUCAGUUUCUGUACCAUUACAACAAACUGGUCCUCGAUCAGUUCAAUCAAUAAUUUAUGAUCGGAAUACAAAUACACCAGAUAGAGAUAAAUUUCAAAAUAAAAUUAGUCAACAACAACAACGACCAUCUCAAUCACCAAUACAUAAUAAUAAUCAAAAUCGACGUAAUGUUGAAGUUAAGAAAAAAGUAUGGAGUGUUGAUACAUCAGAUCAACAACCACAACAACAGCAAAUGUCACAUCAGACUAAUGCUAACGGACAUCAUUCAUCUGUUCAACAACCAGCAAAUGGAAUUGAUGUAUAUCGUCAAGCAUUUUUAAAACAACAAGAAGAAGUGCAAUCAUUACGUGAACUUAUGUUAUUAAAAGAUAAUCGAAUUCGUUUACUUGAAGAUGAAUUACGUUCAUUAAAAAAUAAAUAUGAAUAUAAAGAGAAGGACCUAAAAAGAUGA